AUGUCGACAACUCUGACCACUACCGAGACACUUUCACUCUCCUCGCUCUCGCUAGCAUGUAUUGGGGUCUUGGCAAACACUCUCCAAGGUGAAGGUGAGCCGCUCAUUGCAUCGAUUGCCUUCAGCGGCAUCGCUUUCGCAGCGUGCUAUGCUUUGAUACGAUGGCUUGGCAAUGCAUUCAUGAAGAUCGGAUUGAAAGGGAAAGACUUGUGCAAGCUCAAGCAGACUGAGAUACGCAGCCCCGAGACCAUGGGCGCAGUGUGUGCUCUGGUCUAUCUCUUCGUUCUCAUUGUCUUCAUACCGUGGCCCUUCUACAAGGACAUUGUCGUAGCGACCUCUGGUGGCGGUAACCGAGACGUGAUGAGAGAUUUGGAAGAGAUUGAAACUGGGAGACUGCUGCACAGGUUUCCACACAACAAGCUUGCGUCCUACCUCUCCGCCACACUCUCGCUGCAGUGCACGGUGCUGCUCGGAAUCGGCGAUGACCUGUUCGACAUCAGAUGGCGACACAAGGUGCUCAUCCCAGCCAUUGCUGUUAUUCCCAUGCUUGUUGUGUACUUUGUGGAUUUUGGAGUGACCCAGAUGGUUGUGCCGCUGCCAUUACGGCCCUACCUUGGCGAGCUCUUUGAUCUCGACUUGCAAUACGCUAACGAACGUCAAGGUUGGCUGUACUACGUGUACAUGGCCCUCAUGACCAUCUUCUCUACCAACGGCAUCAACAUCUUGGCGGGCAUCAAUGGCAUCGAGGUUGCGCAAUCGGUGGUGAUUGCAGUACUGAUUGCGAUCAACGACGUUUUAUAUCUGUCGCCCUUCACAGCAUACCCUCACCCAGCAACAGACUCGCAUCUGUUUUCUUUGUACUUCCUGCUCCCAUUCAUUGGGGUGUCCAUGGCGCUCCUGAUGCACAACUGGUAUCCGGCCAAAGUGUUUGUUGGUGAUACUUACUGCUACUUUGCAGGCAUGGUAUUUGCAGUCGUCUCCAUCCAGGGACACUUUACCAAGACGCUGGCUCUGCUUCUGCUCCCACAGGCAUUCAACUUUCUCUACUCGAGUCCGCAGGUGUUCAAGCUUAUCCCGUGCCCCCGGCAUCGGCUGCCACACUUCAACGCGCGCUCGGGCUUACUUGAACCUUCCCGCGUCGAGUUCCGCAAACCACUGCCGGCGGCGAUAGCAGAAGGUCUCAAGCUGAUGCACCGGCUUCGGCUGGCGGAUGUAGCAGUCGAUGCAGAGGGGACGGUGGUCUCAUCGUCCAACUUUACCUUGAUCAACCUGUGGCUCGUAUGGUUUGGGCCGAUGCGGGAAGAUCGGUUGGCCAUGGGGCUCGUUGUCUUUCAGUUCCUGGUGGGGAUACUAGGGCUCUUCAUUCGACAUCGCAUGGCGCUGCUCAUCUUCUCGGCGGAUAAUCUGUAG
Messenger RNA from Parastagonospora nodorum SN15, 1410 nucleotides. RefSeq lists its product as hypothetical. The record is from RefSeq and is a predicted model, not a curated record. Gene Ontology annotation, cellular component: membrane. Lineage: Eukaryota; Fungi; Ascomycota; Dothideomycetes; Pleosporales; Phaeosphaeriaceae. Gene Ontology annotation, biological process: dolichol-linked oligosaccharide biosynthetic process; protein N-linked glycosylation. The transcript is spliced from 3 exons. Gene Ontology annotation, molecular function: UDP-N-acetylglucosamine-dolichyl-phosphate N-acetylglucosaminephosphotransferase activity. The coding region runs from base 1 to 1410 and encodes 469 amino acids.